This is a messenger RNA of Cryptomeria japonica (Japanese cedar), 4995 nucleotides long. RefSeq names its product pleiotropic drug resistance protein 1. The coding region runs from base 517 to 4824 and encodes 1435 amino acids. Gene Ontology annotation, cellular component: membrane. Gene Ontology annotation, molecular function: ATP binding; ABC-type transporter activity; ATP hydrolysis activity. The record is from RefSeq and is a predicted model, not a curated record. Lineage: Eukaryota; Viridiplantae; Streptophyta; Pinopsida; Cupressales; Cupressaceae. The transcript is spliced from 22 exons.
UACUCAUAGCAGAUGAGUUAGAAAUGGGGAUCAAGAACUUGAUGGCAAAUAGAGACGAAUUUUGAGAUGGGUUUAUUGUUUUUAGCGGAUUCUAAUUUCCCUAGGAUUCACCCACCACCUUUCUUGUUCUUUCCCCUAGCCCUCUUUCUUUAUAAUCCUCUCUCUUCCUCACCGUCACAAACAAUGCAAUUGUAAAUUGUAAUUGCAAGGGAAUUCUCGCUUUCUAUGCCAGAGAAAGAGAGAAAAUUUGGAGCAGCCAUUGAAACUAUCCUCCACAUAAAAGAAAUGUUUGCUUUUUUUAGAUCUAUGUAUUAACACAGUCUAAGAAACAUGUAGUAUAAGUGUGGUGGUGGAUUUUGGUCCCAUAGAGAAUUUUGGUGAAUUUGUUGUGCUCAUUAUAAUUUUGUUGGCGUUGGAUGUAGAUUUAAACUAUAAAGGGAGGUAGAAAUUGUUAAAGGAGGUGAUAUAUACUGGUACUGGUGGGCACUGAGUGUAGAGAGAGAUAUCUAGAGCAGAAUGGCUGCGCCUAUAGCGUUAGAGGGCGACAGAGGGUUAGGGUUGACAUGGACUGGAAGUCUGCGUUCUGGGAGCACCAGAUUGUUUGGAAGAUCAACUAGUGUUUUUGCAUCUCAACAUCAACAGCAAGAAGAUGACGAGGAGGCACUCAAAUGGGCGGCUUUAGAGAAACUUCCCACAUAUGAUCGCAUAAGAACAUCCAUUUUCAAACAGACUGAGGGAGAUGAUGAGGUUCUUCACCAAAUUGACGUAAGAAAUAUGGAGCUGGGCACAAGACAGCAACUGCUUGACAGGCUUGUGAAGGCUGCCGACCAAGACAAUGAACCAUUUCUGCAUAAACUUAGGGAAAGGAUGGACAGGGUGGGGAUUACUUUGCCUGAGAUAGAGGUCCGUUUUCAGAACCUCAAUGUGGAAGCUGAUGCAUACAUUGGAAGCAGGGCAUUGCCCACGCUCUUCAACUAUACAGCUAAUGUGGUCGAGAGCUUUUUGGAGUCACUUCAUUUGUAUAAGACCAAUAAGAAAACUAUGACCAUUCUAAAGGAUAUCAGCGGCAUCAUAAAGCCUGGCAGGCUGACACUUCUUUUGGGUCCACCUGGUUGUGGAAAGAGUACUCUUCUCUUAGCUCUCACAGGAAAACUGGAGGCAGCACUAAAAGUGAGAGGAGAAGUAACGUACAACGGACAUACGAUGGAUGAAUUUGUGGCGCAGAGAACGUCUGCUUAUAUUAGUCAGCACGAUUUGCACAUUGGAGAAAUGACUGUGAGAGAGACUCUUGACUUCUCUGCUCGAUGCCAAGGCGUAGCUGAAAGAUAUGAUGUGCUCAGUGAACUUUCGAGACGAGAGAAGGAGAAGGGGAUCAAACCAGACCCCAACAUUGAUGUCUUCAUGAAGGCUGCAGCUAUGGAGGGACAGAAGUCCAGUAUGCUAACAGACUAUGUUUUGAAGAUUUUGGGGUUAGACGUAUGUGGGGAUACAAUGGUGGGAGACAAUAUGACAAGAGGGAUAUCUGGAGGUCAAAAGAAAAGAGUGACAACUGGGGAGAUGAUCGUUGGACCUGCAAAGGCAUUUUUCAUGGACGAGAUCUCAACUGGUCUGGACAGCUCUACAACAUUUCAGAUUGUGCAAUGCUUGCGACAGAUUGUUCACGUGUACAACACAACAAUGGUGAUUUCGCUUUUGCAACCUGCUCCUGAAACCUUUGACCUCUUCGACGACGUCAUCUUACUCUCAGAAGGGCAACUUGUAUACCAGGGUCCCCGAGACUCAAUCGUGCAAUUUUUCGAGUCCAUGGGUUUUGCUUGCCCCGAAAGAAAGGGUGUUGCAGAUUUCCUGCAAGAGGUGACAUCUAGAAAAGAUCAAGAGCAGUACUGGAUUAGAGAAAGCCAGAUAUACCGUUACGUACCUGUGAAGGAGUUCGCAGAUGCAUUUCAAUCCUUUAAAGUUGGUGUAGAGCUAAACAAGCAACUGGCCGUUCCAUAUGAUAGAAGCAAAAGCCAUCCCGCAGCUCUCACGACAAAAGAGUAUGGUUUGGGCAAAAUGGAGCUUUUUAAAGCUUGCUUUGACAGGGAGAUUUUGCUGAUGAAGAGAAGCUCCUUCAUCUAUAUAUUUAAGAUCUUCCAAAUCACAACGAUUGGGUUGAUUACGCUCACAGUUUUCUUCCGCACAGAAAUGGAUGAUAAAACUGAGGAGGGAGCCUCAAUUUACUUCGGUGCUCUGUUUUUCACAUUGGUUAACAUCAUGUUCAACGGAUUUGUAGAGCUGUCUAUGACGAUGACGCGCCUUCCUGUGUUCUACAAGCAGAGAGAUUCCAAGCUGUAUCCGGCAUGGGCUUACUCACUUCCCACAUGGGUCAUGAGAGUCCCUCUGUCACUCAUGGAGUCUUCCAUCUGGGUCGUUCUCACCUACUAUACCAUUGGCUUUGCCCCAAGCCCACAGAGGUUUUUUCGGCAGUUCUUCCUCUUAUUCGUCCUCCACCAAAUGUCUCUCUCGCUUUUUCGUUUCAUUGCUGCAGUCGGACGGACUCAGAUUGUGGCAAACACAUUUGGAUCAUUUGCACUUCUGAUUAUAUUAGUUCUUGGCGGAUUCAUUGUAUCCAGAGAGGAUAUCAAGCCCUGGUGGAUAUGGGGUUACUGGGCAUCUCCUCUCAUGUAUGCUCAAAAUGCCAUUGCAGUGCUUGAAUAUCUAGCAAAACGUUGGCAAAAGCCCGGAGAAAGAAAUGAAAUAAUUGGUACAACAUUGGUAAAAUCUCGUGGAUUGUUUCCUGAAAGCUACUGGUAUUGGAUGGCCCUUGGAGUACUAGCAGGAUAUGCCAUUAUCUUUAACUUGCUCUACACCCUGGCAUUGGCGUAUCUAGAUCCUCUUGGGAGGCCUCAAGCAAUGAUUCCAGAAGAAGACGUAGAGGAAAGCCAUGCAGAUAAACAGACUCCACAAGAAAUGAAAACUAUCUCCUCUGUUGGAGGAGGUAAGAAGGGAAUGGUGUUGCCUUUCCAACCCUUGGCAAUGGCAUUCGAAAAUGUCAGUUACUUCGUUGACAUGCCUGCAGAAAUGAAACAGCAGGGAGUUGCAGAGGAUAGACUCCAGUUACUACGUGAAGUGAGUGGGUCCUUUCGGCCUGGCGUGCUCACUUGUUUGAUGGGGGUGAGUGGGGCUGGGAAGACAACAUUAAUGGAUGUUCUUGCCGGAAGGAAAACAGGGGGAUACAUUGAAGGCUCCAUCACCAUCUCUGGCUAUCCAAAGCAGCAACAGACUUUUGCUCGCAUUUCAGGUUAUUGUGAGCAGAAUGACAUCCAUUCUCCCUAUGUUACAGUUUACGAGUCCCUCGUCUAUUCUGCUUGGCUUCGUCUUCCAAGGGAGGUUGAUCCUCAAGCAAGACAGGCAUUUGUGGAUGAAGUGAUGGAUCUGGUUGAGUUAAACAAUCUGAGAGAAUCAUUGGUUGGGCUACCAGGAGUGAACGGUCUUUCCACAGAGCAACGCAAGAGACUGACAAUUGCAGUUGAAUUGGUGGCAAAUCCUUCCAUCAUUUUCAUGGACGAGCCAACAUCAGGCUUGGAUGCGAGAGCUGCUGCCAUUGUAAUGAGAACUGUGAGAAACACUGUGGAUACAGGAAGAACAGUCGUCUGCACCAUUCACCAACCUAGCAUUGAUAUUUUUGAAGCCUUUGAUGAGCUUGUGUUGAUGAAGCGUGGAGGGCAGAUGAUAUAUGUGGGACCUCUUGGUCGCCACUCUCAAACUCUCGUCGACUACUUCCAGUCAGUGAAAGGAGUUUCUUACAUCACACCGGGAUACAACCCUGCCACUUGGAUGCUUGAAGCAAGCUCUGUGGGUUCUGAAAUGCGUUUGGAAGUAGAUUUUGCAGAAAUAUAUCGAUCCUCAUCCCUCUACAAGCAAAACCAAGCUUUGAUAAAGGAAAUCAGUACACCUGCUCCAGGCUCCCAAGAUUUAUAUUUUGAGUCAGAGUUUUCACAGCCUUUCUUUACUCAAAUAGUAGCCUGUCUAUGGAAACAACGCCUGUCAUAUUGGAGGAAUCCGCAGUACAACGUCGUUAGAUUCUUCUUCACUCUCGUCUGUGCUUUGUUGUUCGGUACCAUCUUUUGGAACAUGGGGAGUAAGAUAAAGAAGCAACAAGAUGUAUUGAAUGCAAUGGGAUCAAUGUUUGCUGCAAUUGUGUUCAUUGGAGUGAACAAUGCCACUUCUGUUCAGCCCGUGGUUGAAGUUGAAAGAACUGUUUUCUAUCGAGAAAAAGCAGCUGGAAUGUACUCACCGCUUCCUUAUGCGUUUGCUCAAAUAUUGAUCGAGCUACCUUACGUAUUUGUCCAAUCGGUCAUGUAUGGGUUGAUAGUUUAUGCAAUGAUCGAUUUUAGCUGGAUCGCAACCAAAUUCUUUUGGUUCUUCUUUUUCAUGUUUUUCACUUUCUUGUACCACACCUAUUAUGGGAUGAUGACUGUAGCUCUCACUCCAAAUGCCACCGUUGCUGCAAUUGUCUCCUCUGGCUUCUAUGGCAUCUGGAUGCUUUUCUCUGGCUUUCUAGUUCCCCGACCUAAAAUCCCAAUUUGGUGGAGAUGGUACUAUUGGGCAUGCCCUUAUGCAUGGACUUUGUAUGGCUUGAUCGUGUCUCAGUAUGGGGACCUCUCAAAUCCAAUGAGCCUACCAGAUGGGCAAAAGCAGCCAUUGAACAAGUUCCUAGAGGGCUACUUCGGAUUUAAACAUGAUUUCUUAGGAGCCGUUGCAGGUGUUAUUGUGGGUAUGGUACUUCUCUUUGCCUUCGUCUUCGCCUGGGCCAUUCGGAGUAUUAACUUUCAAUCCAGAUAAACAUUCACAAUCCACCGCAAUCCCAUCCUGGAUGUGCCAAAAAAUAUUCUACUUAUUUGUAUUUGCUUGCGUCCAAACACUACUAGAAUAGAGUUUAGUUAUCUCAAGAAAUAAUUCUUUAUUUGAAUCUGUACAAGUGUAUUUCUUAUCAAAAGCAAAAUUAAAAAAUAA